CACCAGUACCGAGUCUUUUCCACCUUUUCCGCAGCAGCGAGCGAAAAAAACAACGAAAAAGCGAGAAGCGAUAGAGAGAAGAAACGGAAAAUCCCUUCAAAACCCCUCCGGUCCCUCACCCCCAUCCGCCGCCGCUUUCCUCCCACGGUCCCACCACGCGCGCGGCCGGCGGGCGGCCAACGGCGGGGAGCAGCACCGCGCGAUCGUCACCGACGCUUCCACCUACGUGGCUGUGUCAGAACAAGGUAGCAAAAUGAACAACCACCUAAGCUUCGAGGAGGGCUGGAAAGUCCUGGAACAGGGGAUUGUAAAAUGCUCGAAGAUUUUGGAGUGCACCAGUACAAGGCCUACCGUGAACGAAUACAUGAACUACUAUGAUUGUGCUUACAGGAUGGCUGUGCAGAAACAACAUUACUGUCCAGAAAUGUACAAUGGUUUCAAGAUGAUGCUUGCAGAAUGUGUCCGCACAAUGGUUCUGCCCCAUCUCAUGCACAAGCAAAAUGACAGCUUUUUCAGAGAGCUUGUGAAAAUGUGGUCAAACUAUUGCAUCAUGAUUAGAUGUGUAAUUGGCUUCUUCAGCUAUUUGGACCGCUGCUAUGUGAAGCAGUACAAACUACCAUCGCUUAGCAACACUGCUGCUACCUCUUUCUUUGAUCCAGUCUUUUCCUACUUCAAUGAUGAAGCAAGAACGGCUCUUCUUACUAUGAUCCAACAAGAACGUGAUGGGAUCAGGAUGGAUUCGAGCCUUCGGGAUGUUAUGCAUGGCAUAUGUUGUUCUGAAGCAAAAUCCAUAAUGCAAAAUGCUUUUCUUGAUGAAAUAUAUGGCUACUACUCGGUGAGAAGUUCCGAAUGGAUUAAGCACUACUCCUUGCCAGAUUACCUUGCUAAGGUUGAGGAAAGUAUGGAAAUGGAAACCAAGAGGCUGGCUUACUAUCUGGAAAUUUCAAGUGGGGAUAGCUACCCGCUCUGUUUGCAGGCUGUUAAUGCUCCUUUGAUGGAAACAUAUGUCAGCUAUGUGACAGAGAAACAAAUCGGUGGUCAGCUGAUGCUUGAAACUUACAAGAUUGUUGAGGAGGAACUGCUCGGCAGAUGCAGUAGCUUGACACUUGGUUAACCGGGCAGCGCCGCAGCAGUUCCUUGGACUGAGUGGAGUGGGAAGGCAACCUUGCCUAACAUCCAUCCAUGACCCAGCUUACCUACAGGAGAGCUCUAGAACAUGGCGUGCCUGAAGUAUGACUUUUGCUGUAGCUUGUUUUUGGUACUGCUCAAAGCUACCCCCAGCUUACUCCUAGCGUAGACUUGUUACAAGCAGAUCUAGCUGCCGAUACGAAUGCACGAUUCAGUUGAGGUUUAUGUGGAUGACAUUUGAUUCCCAGGAUCUAGGGCUGUGUAACUCAAGCGUCAUGACCCUUUUGCCUCAUGUUGCGUGUUAUUUGGCAGAAUUUAGAAAUGUACAUGUGGUUUCUGUUACUACCUACCUAAGUACUGGCAGAAUUUAGAAAUGUACAUGUGGCACUUGUGCUUUACUGCCCAUAACUUG
Molecule: messenger RNA, 1540 nt
Organism: Zea mays
Lineage: Eukaryota; Viridiplantae; Streptophyta; Magnoliopsida; Poales; Poaceae
Source: RefSeq, a predicted model, not a curated record